AUGGUUGAAUAUGAAGCAUAUCUUACGGGCCUAGCGGUGGCUCGUGAAAUGGGUAUCAAACAUCUUCAAGUAAUUGGAGACUCAAAUCUGGUUGUUUGCCAAGCUAGAGGAGAUUUUGCACUCAAAGAACCAUCUUUAGCUCCUUAUAGGGCUAUGGCUCAAAGGUUGGAGGACUCUUUUGAAGAAUUCAAUAUUGAACACUCUUUAAGGUCCGACAAUCGCUUUAGCGAUGCUCUAGCCACCUUGGGAUCAAAAGUCAAAUUUAAAGGUGCAACUACAGAUAUAACUAUUGUGAAGAGGCCUAUCCCAGUCGUACAAAUGCUAAAUGAAGAGUUCUUUGAUCAACCGCUGGAACAGACAAACUGGCGGUCUUCCCUUAAAAAAGCACUAUUAUUACUGGAUGAGAAGGAUCAUUUGAAGGUGCUCAAAGAUUAUGCUCUGAUGGCAGGAGGGUUGUACAAAAAAAUUCCUAAAGGAUUUCUAGCUAGAUGCUUGAGCCCUAGUGAGUCCAUUAAGCGAUUAAAAGAAGUUCAUGAAAAAUCCUGUAGCUUCAGUGGUUCUGUCAGUCUCUACAAACACCUCCAGCAAUUAGGCUAUUACUAG
Molecule: messenger RNA, 603 nt
Organism: Quercus robur (English oak)
Lineage: Eukaryota; Viridiplantae; Streptophyta; Magnoliopsida; Fagales; Fagaceae
Exons: 1
Coding region: 1-603 (200 amino acids)
Molecular function (GO): RNA-DNA hybrid ribonuclease activity; nucleic acid binding
Source: RefSeq, a predicted model, not a curated record